Messenger RNA from Pyrenophora tritici-repentis Pt-1C-BFP, 2199 nucleotides. Its product is annotated as actin. The record is from RefSeq and is a predicted model, not a curated record. NCBI's taxonomy places the organism in Eukaryota, Fungi, Ascomycota, Dothideomycetes, Pleosporales, Pleosporaceae. Gene Ontology annotation, biological process: regulation of DNA-templated transcription; double-strand break repair. Gene Ontology annotation, cellular component: Ino80 complex.
AUGGUUGGAAAGAAGUCAGGCAGGGCCCAACUCAGGGAAGAGGGUUUGGAGCGGACAGAUAACAACAUGGACCUCACGACAUGGCCCCAGGUCGGCAUGAUCAACCAAAAGAACUACUACACCGAGUUCCUGAAGCGCGACGAACAAUUCCUCGCUGUAAGAUACCCCAAGGAUGAAGAACGUGCGCGCAUUGUACAAGAGGCCAGAGACAAGGAUCGCGCACGCGCCCUUGGAGUGCCGACUACGGAAGGCGCGACCCCACAGACUGUGGAUGAGACCAUGGACGAUCCCGAAGUUUCUUUCGCAUCGAGGACCGAUAUCUCCAAGCUCAUCGUGAUACACCCGGGCAGCCAGAACCUAAGGAUAGGCCUGGGGUCGGAUGCAUUGCCCAAGACCGUGCCCAUGGUCAUUGCACGCAAGUGGAAAGAGAGCGAGGAUGAGGAAGAUGACGGAGAACCCUAUCCCAAGCGGAUGAAGGUCGAUGGGGAUGUCCCUGCAGAUGCCGUGGCUGAAAAGAAGUUUGGACUUGAUUUUUCUGACCAGUACCAUGCCAUGUCAUCUGAGCUGAGGACACGCAUGCGCAUCAAUAAACGACGAGUGCUCCCAAACUCAAAAGACCUUGUCAGCAACUACAACAAGAAGUCUCCCCCAGACAUCAUCUCCGAGCACAACGACAUCAAUCGCAUUGAGUGGACGGAGCUACCAGCAGACCCAAAGAAGGCACCAGACUUCUUUACGGGGCAUGAGGCUUUGCGGAUACCGGAAAGAUCAAACCCACGAUACAAACUUUUUUGGCCUAUACGGAAUGGCACCUUCAACGAGAAAGACUACCGAGACCGUAACCAAAUCUACCACGACAUAUCUAAAAUCCUUGAGGAGGCAUUCAGGACCCAGCUCGGUAUCACGAAGCUGAAGGACCUUGUUAACUACAAGUGCGUUUUCAUCAUUCCAGAUCUCUAUGAGCGGCAAUACGUGACCAUGAUUCUGGACAUCCUGAUGCGAGACCUCAGUCUUGGAAAGGUUUGUCUGCAGCAAGAGUCUCUCUCAGCGACAUUUGGUGCAGGUUAUGGUGUUGCCUGCGUCGUGGAUAUUGGCGCUCAAAAGACGUCCAUCUGCUGCGUCGACGAAGGACUGUGUGCCGAGGAGUCGCGCGUCAAUCUGAAAAUGGGCGGAGCCGAUGUCACUGAAACAUUUAUCAAAAUGAUGAUGUGCGGCAACUUUCCAUACGCGGAUAUGAACCUCAAGCGGAGGUACGACUUUUUGCUUGCUGAAGAGCUGAAACAAAAGUUCUGCUCAAUGGACGAAGGCUCCGUCACAGUCCAGACGUGGGAUUUCCAUCUUCGGGCUUCGGGGCAGGAUACACGGAAGUAUACGUUCAAGACGUACGAUGAAACGAUGCUGUCUGUGAUGGGGUUUUUCAAGCCUUCGAUAUUUGAGAAUGCACAUAAGCUCGAAAACAGGAGAAAAGUGAUACCGCGUUCUGUUGAUCUGUAUGAUGGCUCGCCCAAUGAUCCCAUCUCGCAAGCCCAAAUCGCCAUCAUCGAGGCUGCAGCCGGUAAACCGGUUAUCCCUACCAUAAACGGCUCACAAGAUCCUGUCAACAGCACUGCGCCCAUGUCUACGCCUCAACGUCCGCAACCCAGUCCUUUCAGCCUCCUAGGCCGAUUGAACGAGAAUGAGAACACGCCGCGAUCAUCGGUGGCGGGAUCGCCGGGCCCGGAAGGCAUGGCUACGCCAAACGCGGACCGCGACACACCCAUGGGUGACGGAGAUGGUGCUCCGCUCCUUUUUCGUGAUCCUAUCCACGAAAAGACCAAGCUAGCCGAAGCUCGCGAUGCCAUCCUACCCAUUCACUCUCUCGAUCAGGCCAUCCUGGAGUCGCUGACCCAAGGUGCCCGAGGCGACGAUCGCAAGCUCCGCGACUUCUUCGGUGGUAUCAUGUUAGUGGGCGGCGCUUCAAAGACCCCUGGCUUGAGGGAAUUUCUCGAGAUGCGGCUGAGAGAACUACGACCGGGCUAUGGAAAAGAGAUCCUCGUCGGUCCGCCCCCCAGGGAUUUUGAUCCGCAGGUUGUGGCGUGGAAGGGUGGAAGUGUGUUUGGGCGGUUGAGUGGGCAUGGCAACGACGGGUGGAUCUCGAGGUAUGAGUAUGAUAUGCUUGGAGCUAGGUUAUUGAACAACAAGUGCAUGUUCGCUUGGUAA